This is a messenger RNA of Fusarium coffeatum, 1065 nucleotides long. RefSeq lists its product as uncharacterized. The transcript is spliced from 3 exons. Lineage: Eukaryota; Fungi; Ascomycota; Sordariomycetes; Hypocreales; Nectriaceae. Gene Ontology annotation, cellular component: membrane. The record is from RefSeq and is a predicted model, not a curated record. The coding region runs from base 1 to 1065 and encodes 354 amino acids.
AUGGCGAAUCCGACCAAGGACAAUCUCUACGGCUACGAUGCCAACAAAAUACUCCCAAUUGUUGCUGCUGUGAUAAUUGGUGUAUCAAUGAUGGGACACGCUGUACAGAACAGCCGAUACAAGUUCUGGAGGGUGACAUUCUUCAUGUUUUACGCUGGUCUAUUCUUCACCAUCGGUUGGGUUUUCCGUGCCAUUUCAGUACGACAACCAGACAGUCUGCCAUUGUACAUGAUAUCGACCAUCUUCAUCUACCUCGCACCACCAAUUUACUCGGCUGCCGAGUACAACACCCUCGGACGUCUUAUGCACUAUCUACCCAUGCACUCCAUCAUCAACCCGAACCGCGUGGUUUACAUAUUUGUCUUUCUCGGCUCAUUGGUUGAGGUUCUUACUGCUAUUGGUGCAUCAUGGAUCGCAGCAGGUAAUGGCCGACAAGAUAGUGACCGUCUAAGUUCUGGUGCGACUUUCAUGGCUGUCGCCGUUAUUCUCCAAGGUGUAAUCGAGCUCGGCUUCAUUGCGCUGGUCGGUAUUCUUCAUCACCGUUGUUCGCGGGCCAAUAUGCUGCCUCCCAACGUUCGAACGUUGUUCAUUAUGCUUUAUGGCACAUCGAUGCUUAUUAUUAUUCGCUGCGUCUUCCGCGCUGUUGAGACUUUUGAGCUUCGGGACAUCCUUUCAAGCGGCGAGGAUAAUAGCAAUGCUCUCAUGAAGCGCGAGUGGCCUUUCUACGUACUGGAAGGCAUCCCGGUAGCUCUGUAUACCUACUGGCUCAACAUCAUUCACCCAGGACGGUUUCUACCUUAUGAUCAAAGGCAGUAUCUUGACUUUGAUGGUAAGACGGAGCGUAUGGGUCCUGGGUGGAUUCACAAGCGACAAUGGUUUAUGUAUAUCGCCGAUCCGUUUGACUUUAUCGGAAUGUUGUCGAUGAAGAAGAGAGACCCUUAUUAUCUUCGACCGAGUGAAUGGCCCGAGACAGAGAAUUGCUUUGCUCAAGGCAGGGGAUCUAAUGCCAAGCCGGGGAAAUAUACAAGGGUAUCUAAGAGGGAGUCGCAUGAAUCUGAGGUCUGA